This is a messenger RNA of Anastrepha ludens (Mexican fruit fly), 2707 nucleotides long. RefSeq lists its product as uncharacterized. Gene Ontology annotation, molecular function: protein binding. Gene Ontology annotation, cellular component: actin cytoskeleton; cytoplasm. The transcript has 4 exons. The record is from RefSeq and is a predicted model, not a curated record. Gene Ontology annotation, biological process: actin filament polymerization. The coding region runs from base 104 to 1441 and encodes 445 amino acids. NCBI's taxonomy places the organism in Eukaryota, Metazoa, Arthropoda, Insecta, Diptera, Tephritidae.
GAAAAUUUGACGUUUUGUGAUAUAUUUAUGGAAGUUUGAUAUCGUCCUCAUUGGCAAUAGUUCGGACUAUUUUUUGGAAAAGAACAGCAUCAUAAAAAAGAACAUGAUGCGGAUGGUUGUCUACUUGACAGUAGUGGCUUUAUGUUGGCAAUUUGAAUUGACAAAUUCCCGUACAUCUACCUUAUGGAAAUUAAAUACAGACAGUGGCAAAAUAACAGGACAUUAUUCCGCUAGUCGAGGCCAGGGCGAUAACUCAAUGUUGGAAGAGUUCAGCAUCCCGAUGUUUGAUGCCAGCGCAGAUGUCUAUGCUCAAGAUGAAGUGUUUUAUAUUAUCGCAUCGACUUUAACAUUGGGCACAAGCGCUACAGCUAUAACAAGUGGUACUGAUGUUGACAAUAGUGAGGGGAACGGUAGCACUAAUAGAGGCGCUGUUUAUGGAUGGGUAAGGGAGUCUCCCGAAAAUUCUUUGGAAUCUUUAGGGGCACUUUCUAAACGUUCCAACGAAAGCAAGACCGCGGAGCAUGAAAAUGACGAAGCUGAGGCUGAAAGCAAGAAGGCAACUGUAACUGUCGGUAAUGGAGGACUGCCAAGUGUAACAAAUGCCGACACUGCAUUAGUUGUUGAUGAAACUCUAGAUUGCAAACCAGUAAAUUUUACCUACUACGAUUAUCUCAUUGGAGUGGGACAGCGAUUUAAUCAUCCAAAGAUACCGGAACCAGAGGUUGCAUACCUUUUUCUAAAAAGCAAGGAUGAGAAUUCAUAUAAAAACUUUGACAUCACCGCUCUGGAACGACGACUUAAGCGAACCAAGCGCGAAAAGCCUAGAUCCGUACAAUUAUAUAACCAAAUCGGGAACUAUUGGCGAAUUAUUGGCGAUGCUCGACAGGCCAUUGAAUGCUUCAGGCGUGCAUUAGCAAUGUCGCCCACAAAUGCCGAAGUUCUUCUAAACUUAGCACGUGUACUUUACAAUCUGCAAUAUCUGGAUGAUGCUAUACAUUUGACUAGGAGGUCAUUGGAAAUGCAACCACCUGGACGCUCUGCUUGGCAACAAUACUUUACACUCGGUGAAAUAUUCAAGGCUUACGGACAUUUCCAGGAAUCAGUUCUACAUCUGCGACAUGCACUUGAGCUUUAUCCACAGCAUGAACCCAUACUGAAGGCGUUGCGGGACGUUGAGAAUAAUCCUUCAUCAACUUUGCAUGUAUACACCGUUGUCAUAAUUGUUGCUUUGGUAGUUGCAGUUUUCAUUGUAAUAAUAACAUCAUCCAACAACAAUGAUAAAUACAACAGUUUAAAUGGCAAUAACACACAAAAUGACUAUGAGCCCAAAACGCAGCGACACUUCAAUCGUGCCAUGGCCAUGCGGUCCCUUAAAGGCUUUUCCGCUUCUUCGACUUUGACGGGUUCGUCUUCGCGGAAUCUUAGACACAGGAAAAACUAAAAAUCUCAAUAAUGCAGAUGAUACAAGAGUAGGUUAUUUAAUCUUUCUAAGUAUCAACGUCCACGUUCAUAUGCCCACACAAAUAAAAUUUGCUUGAUGGCACAAACGCUUAUGAACACAUAUACACGCAAACAUACCAAUUUAUACACUUGUUCACAUGCAGCAGGCAUACGAACAAUCAAACGGAACGUGCAGUGCCCAUCGACAAUCGAAAUUUGAUAGAUCGCAAAUACGCAAUGCCAAAAACGCACGGAUCUCAGAAGAUAAGUGACCCAAUUACCUAUUUAAUUUUUAUUAUGUUACUUAACGACUAAAUUAAUAUUCAGUUUAAAAAAUAUAAUUUUUCGGAAAAAACAAAUGUAUAUGAAUAAAUGUUAAUCAUUUAAAAUUUACCUAAUUUUCGCUUUUAUAAGCCAAAUUUAUGCGCCAUACAAUUUAGUAAUUUUUGUUCCUAUAUUUGUAUAUUCAAAAUUUAUUUUAUAUUUGUACAUAAGUUUGUACUUAGAUGUACACGAAUUAUAUGUACUCAAUUUGAUGACUCUCAUUUAAUUUAUUUUUUUGUUUUAUUGGAUUUUUAUAAAUUUCUGUGAUAGUUUAAACAUAUAAUUUAUUGUUUAUACUUUCGACACAUACAUAUAAAUACUUUUAAAGUUGAUGUUUUGUUCUGGAUAUUAUAUAUUAGUUUUUUGGUUUAGUUAUUUAUAUUAACGGAAAUUAUUUAAGCAUAAACAAAAAUUUCUCAAACUUUGGGUGUCGUACUUAUAACAUUUAAUUUUUAGUUUAUAGUAUAAAAUUUCGUAUAAUUUAAGAAAUCAACCAAAAACAAACACAUUUAAGACUCAAAGAAACAAACACUGGCCAUUAAAUGCUCUUUAAUUUAAUUACAACUGAUUAUUUUUUUUAUUGUACUGUAAAAUUUUUAAGAAUAAAGAGCAUCCCUUAACCAAUGCUUGUUAGUUAAAUACAUAUGUAUAUAUUUUUCAUUAUAUAAGUUCUUACAUUACAUAGUUAUGAAUUGUUUUGUUUUUCGUUAAUUUGUUUUUAGCACAGUGUAACUUGGGCAGUAAAAACAGCGUUCGAAAGUUCAUCUAAAUAAUUUUAGUAAGCAUUUACUUUUAAUGCAAUAAUAUUAUAUUUAUAAUCAUAAAGAUGAUAAUUAAUUUAAAAACGGUACUGCUAAAGAGUAAUGUGCAGAACAGAUGGCUGCAACUUAUUUUAAAAUCUGUUUCGAUGGAAUAUAAUUAAUAAAUCUUUUUCUGAAAACUA